UGCAUUGACUAAAUUGUUCGCAACUGUGAUUCAAUUAUCUUACUAACAUGACCCACUGCAUUUUAAACCUUCUAGCUUGCACAAACUAGGCGUAAAGUAAUUAUCGUUACCCGCUUCUCAUAAAUACCGACCGCUCUGCUGAGAUCGUUGCAGUCAACCAACAACGCAACCACUCAGACAUAGUUCAAGAUCAUGGCUCCGUCAAAGCUCAAGUUAGCCCUGCUCCAGCUGGACAGCUUCCCGACCAAACAGGCGGCGAUCGCAAACGCCCUCACUCAAAUCAGGAGUGCCGCCAAGGACAAGGGCGCCAAGCUGAUAAUCCUGCCCGAAUGCUGGAACUCGACGUACAGUGCGGAUGAAUUUGGGCGAGCUGCCGAGAAGAUUCCCGGUGGGGAGACAAGCGUAGCCUUGGCUAACACCGCAAAAGAGCUCGGUAUCUGGUUGGUCGGUGGAACCUAUCCCGAGGUGGACGCCGGAAAGGUUCACAACACGUGCGCCGUUUUUGGACCGCAGGGAGAGUUCGUCGGAAAGUACCGCAAGAUGCAUCUCUUCGACAUGGAUAUUCCUGGAAUUUGCACGUUCAGCGAGUCCAGCGUGUUGACUCCUGGUCAGGAGUUUCUGACGUUCUCCGUUGAGGGCCUCAAUGUCGGCAUCGGUAUCUGCUACGAUCAACGCUUCCCGGAGUUUGCGGCCAUUCAUCGACAGCUGGGCACGGACUUCCUGAUCUUCCCGUCGGCCUUCGAUACCUACACCGGUCCGAUGCACUUCGAGUUGAUAGCGCGGGCUCGUGCGCUGGACAACAGCAUGUUCGUGGCGUUGUGUGCCCCGGCCAGAGAUACCAGUAAGGACUACGUGGCGUACGGGUAUUCUACUCUUUGCGAUCCCUGGGGAAGAGUGGUUUGCAGAGCUGGAGAACAUCCGGAAAUGUUGGUAGUGGACUUGGAUCUGACGCUACUGGAGGAUAUCAAGAAGAAGAUUCCCGUACUUAAGCAGAAGCGGAACGAUGUGUACGAGUUGGUUAGGAAGAAGUGAUUGAAUUCCAAUCAGUAUGCGCAAAUCAUCGAACCGCGUUGAAGUGCAUACGCAUAUCUAGACAUUUAAAACAGACGUUUUACUUACUCUGUUCUUCAAUCACAAUUAGCAGCAAUAAAAAAACACAACUCUUCAGCAUAAAAGCAAUAAAUUUCACAUUUCAGUGGUGCAUAAAACAAGCGCGAUUGGUAUCAUUCGGAGCGCCAUGCCGUUGGCCUCGAACGAAUUGUCUACAGUCCCCGCAAUCCACGUGCCCAGGUGUGAAUUCCUUAAGAGCGGUAGCACGCGAGCGUGGAACUUGGAACAUGACGAACCUGCCACAACAAUAGUGGUGUAGAUGGCCUGGCAAAUGGAAGAGGGGGGAGGUGGAUUAAAUGAUCGCUUGAUGAAUUGAUGAAUUCAUUAGUUGUAAAUAGUCAGUACCCUGAUAUGCUGUAGCCUUAUACUGAGAGUAUCCGAAUUUAGAUUUUUUUUUAAUCCGUCUGUCAAGAACUGGAAUAAAUAUUCCACAUGCCUUGUAUUCGAAUAAUCUUCCAGAACAGGGCACCAUUAAACGGAUGGACUAAGCUUAACACCCAAAUUUGAGCAUGGAUUGGCACAACAGUACAGUCCAGAUUCUCAGAAUCGAAUCACAAAUAAAAAUGUUGUCUUAUU
Messenger RNA from Culex pipiens pallens (northern house mosquito), 1686 nucleotides. Its product is annotated as omega-amidase NIT2-like. NCBI's taxonomy places the organism in Eukaryota, Metazoa, Arthropoda, Insecta, Diptera, Culicidae. Gene Ontology annotation, cellular component: mitochondrion. Gene Ontology annotation, biological process: L-glutamine metabolic process; oxaloacetate metabolic process. The transcript has a single exon. The record is from RefSeq and is a predicted model, not a curated record. Gene Ontology annotation, molecular function: omega-amidase activity. Bases 193 to 1032 code for a protein of 279 amino acids.